This is a messenger RNA of Lolium rigidum, 2420 nucleotides long. Its product is annotated as wall-associated receptor kinase 1-like. The transcript has 3 exons. The coding region runs from base 1 to 2268 and encodes 755 amino acids. Lineage: Eukaryota; Viridiplantae; Streptophyta; Magnoliopsida; Poales; Poaceae. Gene Ontology annotation, biological process: protein phosphorylation; cell surface receptor signaling pathway. The record is from RefSeq and is a predicted model, not a curated record. Gene Ontology annotation, molecular function: ATP binding; protein serine/threonine kinase activity; polysaccharide binding. Gene Ontology annotation, cellular component: plasma membrane.
AUGUUGCUGCUGAUGCUGCUACAUGUGCUUGUGGUGGCACCGUCGUCGGCUCAGCAGCAGCAGCCGCCUGUGGUGCGUCCGGGGUGCCGCGACACGUGCGGCAACAUCACCGUCCCGUACCCAUUCGGCAUCGGCGCUGGCUGCUACCGCGACGACGGCCAAGGUGGCUACGCGCUCGAGUGCGACGACUCCGGCAGUUCACCGCCACGCCUCACCGUGGAAGGCUACAACCACCGCCUCGCCACACUGUCCCUCGCGGCCGGCGAGGCCCGGGCCUACCUCAACGCGACGCGGGAGUGCUUCAACUCCACGGGUGGGCUCGUCGGCGGCAGGAGUAGAGACACGUCCAUGGCCCUAGUCUUCAGUGUGUACCGCUUCUCCGACGCCAAGAACCGCCUCGUCGCGCUCGGCUGCCCCAACCUCGGCUACUUUGUCGACGCUGCCGGAUACUACGUCAGCGGCUGCAUGUCCGUGUGCCGGCCAUCGCAGUAUGCCAUGCCGGGCCCGUGCACCGGCGUCGGGUGCUGCCAGAGCGCGAUACCGCCCGGGAUCGACUUCUUCGAGCCGCACCAGCGCAACUUCCCCAAGGGGCAGAACGACUCGUCCGCCUUCACCACAAACGCCACCUCCUGCCACUACGUCUUCCUCGUCGACACCGAGUGGUUCACCUACAGCGACCGCGUUUUCCUCGACCGAGCCGAUGAUUUUGAUGUGCCAGUCGUGCUCGACUGGGCCGUCCGGAACGUCGGCAACUGCAGCGCCGCCAGGCGCAACGCCACCGACUUCGCCUGCCGGAGCAUGCGCAGCGAGUGCUUUGAUUCCACCAAUGGGCCAGGGUACCGUUGCAACUGCUCAGCAGGUUUUCACGGCAACCCCUACCUUGAUGGUGGUUGCACAGACAUCGACGAGUGCCAACUGAAAGACGACUACCCGUGCUACGGAGUCUGCACAAACACGCUGGGAAACUACACAUGCCAGUGCCACCCGGAGACAAGUGGAGAUCCCACCGUGAAGAAUGGUUGCCGACCAAACGACAAGUUCACCUUAGCUCUCAAAGUACUUACAGGAGUCGGCGCGGGAGUGAUCUUGUUAGGGUCCAUGUGCUGCUGCCUCUGCCUGACGCUGCAGAAGAGCAAGCUCAUGAGAAGAAAGCAGAAAUUCUUCGAGCACAACGGAGGCAUCAUCUUGCAGCAGCAAAUAAGGUCAUACAAUGGCAGCACCGGUGGAUCCACUAGCGGAUUCAAGAUAUUCUCCAGCGAAGAGCUAAAGAAGGCAACGAACAACUUCGCUGCCGAUCAGAUCCUUGGUCGUGGUGGCCACGGCAUUGUCUACAGAGGUGCCCUGGUGGACAAUUCGGUGGUGGCCAUCAAGAAGUCCAAGAUGAUGGAGGAGGCCGAGACCAAGGAGUUCGCGAGGGAGAUGCUCAUCCUCUCCCAAAUCAAUCACCGGAACGUCGUCAAGCUGCUUGGUUGCUGCCUCGAGGUGGAGGUGCCGAUGUUGGUGUACGAGUAUGUUUCAAACGGCACUCUCUACCAGUACGUCCAUGGCGGCAAGGGCCUCGACAGUGACACGGCCUUGGACACUCGUCUUCGGAUUGCCGCAGAAUCGGCAGAAGCGCUUGCGUACAUGCACUCGUCAGCAUCGCCACCGAUCCUCCACGGAGACGUCAAGACGGCCAACAUCCUGCUCGACGGCAACCUCACCGCAAAAGUAACCGACUUUGGGGCGUCGAAGCUAGCUCCAAAUGACGAGGCCGAGAUCGCCACGCUAGUGCAAGGCACCUGCGGGUACCUGGACCCGGAGUACCUUAUGACAUGCCAGCUGACCGACAAGAGCGACGUCUACAGCUUUGGCGUCGUGCUGUUGGAGCUGCUGACUAGGAAAAAAGCGCUCUGUUUCGAUGGCCCGGAAGAAAAUAGAAGCCUCGUGUCACGCUUCAUGAUGGCGGUGAAGGCUGGCCGACACGACGAGCUCAUGGAUUGCCAGGUGAGAAAGGAGAUGGGGCCCGAGGCGCUGGAAGAGAUCACCAACCUUGUGAUGCGGUGCGUGAGCAUGAACGGUGAGGAGCGGCCCGGGAUGAAGGAGGUCGCAGAGAGGCUGGAGGCAUUGAGGAGAUUCCAGCGGCGUCCAUGGGGUCAGGCAGGUGGUGGUGCUUUGGAGGACGAGGAUGAGGAGAAGAGCUUGCUUGAGAGAAAGCAAGAUUACAAGUUCAGACCCCACGAUGUGCUUGACUUAGAGGGGGGCAGUACAUACACAUUUAGCUCGUAGGUCGGUCGUUCUAAUAGUUUGUGUCACUCUUUUACAAAGUCGACUCAGAUGAGGUAGUAUAAAGUAAUUUUUAUGUAAAAACUUUCUUUAAAAAAGUUGAAGCUUUUAUUUGACCGGGAAUAGCAGGCGUUCUAACUUUUGGGGGUAAAACA